AUGGCCCCCUUCAAACUACGACGACUUGGAACCAUGGCCCAUCACAACAAAUCGGAAUCGUUCGAACCUCUAGAGACGGUGUCAGAAUGGCUACCUAAAUCCAAAUUCUUCAAAGCGCUGACCACACCAUUCGACUACAUACCCAUGGAAUCCUUGAAAUCUCUGAAACGAAAUUCCAAUGGCGAGGCCUGCCCCCCAAUGGCCUCUCAUAUCAAGACAGCUCGCGGCAGGGGGCACUAUUCCAUCCCUAUCUGGACUAGCGGAGGACCUUGGAAAUGGGCACACGGCCUCCCUCUUGUCGACAGUCGAAUCAUUUUUGCAGCCGAACCCCACCCUUUCAAUCACACCAAGGAGUGGUAUGGCCUGGGAUUUCUCGGAGAUGAGCUCCUUCAAUUUAUGUGUAGGACGUGGGAUUUCCAGUCAGAAGGCUCUAUGGCUAGGUUCAUUGCCGACGUGGCGUUGAACAAAGCCCUUUUGUACCCUCUUCACGGAAAAUACGUCUCGACUAUCAUCGGCAUCUACGCUGGAAACGAAACUGCGCAUGUUGUUACAGAAGUCCCACAUCGACGAUUCUGGGUUGCAGCAUCUCCCGACAUGCCAGAAGCCCUGAAGAGACGCUGUAUCGAAGCCUAUGAGCACCUACACUCCCGUGGGAUUCUUCAUGGUAACGUUGGUUUGGACAAAAUCGCCAUUGGGGGAGAUGGCCGGGUCACGCUCCUCGACUUCAGUCAAGCCAAAGCCAUCGAGCCCGUUCGGGACUGUUAUAUGGCGAUGGCAAACCCAGGGGAUUUGCGGAUGGAGCUAAGAAAGGUGAAAUGCCUGCUGAACUUCCAGGAUGCCGUGGAGAAGGAGAGGGACAAACACAAUUGGCAAUACCAUAGGACCUGCUGGAAUUCCGAAGAGCAAGAAAAACAGGACAUCGAUCCAAACUAUGUUCCCGACCUCCAAGAUAUCCCAGAAGAGGAACGCCUCGAUCCACCUGUCGACGUCGACCUCGAGGGGUGGGUGGCUGGCCCAGACUACAUCCCGGACAGGUUUGUUGUACCUGGAACAUCUCCUGAACAGUAUGCCAUUGCCGUUGGAGAGUUUUACCGCCUGGCCCUGGAAAUGGAGGAGAAGGACAAAACACCAACCUCUUCCCCUUCCUCUUCCUCAUUUUCGUCUGGGAGCACGGCCCCUAGUCCCUCCUGGACAUUGCGUCAGGCGGCAGCACAGAAUCUGCAGGCAACGGAGCAACCCAGUCUAGCUGAAACGACUGCCGAGUCCCGAAAGCGCAAGGCCGGCUCCACAGAAAGCGAAUCCGAAACCCCAUCAAAAAGAAUGCGGACUCUGGGAGCCCAUGAAACCGUUGCAGCGGGACCAAGUCGGAUAGUGGCUGAAUCAAGUCACUCUCCCGGUAUCCUCAAAGUUACGGCCAGUAUCCAUCCUUCGAUAAUGCGUAACAAUCUCGACCACGGAAUGCCCAUGAUCAAGGUCAUAGACUUUGCACAUCACAUCCCUCCCCCUCGCGCCCGAGUCCCUAAUUCCCUGGAGGAAAAAGACUCGCCUUCAACACGAUCCCCCCGUUCAUCAUCAGAGAAUCGCAGGCCCCCUCAGAAAAGAGUUGCGUUCUCUGCGGGACGUGAUACCGCGUUCAAGCGCUACAAGGUUCCACGAUCGAUGUGGCAUUACUCAGACAUCCAGCUGCGACGAGAGACCAACAAGAGGCUUCGGCGAAUUGGGAGUGGCCCGAGGCAAAAAUCACUCGCACUCCAAGCUUACGAGCUGCGGAAGAAAGUUCUGAUAUCCCACUCUGUCGAGCGCCGCAUAUCUGCAAGGCUACAGGCAAAGCGGGAGCGGGAAAGACGGCCAUCCGUAGUAGAAUCUCCUUCGACAGGCCCGACUACAGCAUCCUUGCAAGCAUUCUGGAGGUGGUUGAGUGACACGGGCUCCAGGCUUACGACGUAUUGA
This is a messenger RNA of Coprinopsis cinerea okayama7#130, 1950 nucleotides long. Its product is annotated as serine/threonine protein kinase. The coding region runs from base 1 to 1950 and encodes 649 amino acids. The record is from RefSeq and is a predicted model, not a curated record. Lineage: Eukaryota; Fungi; Basidiomycota; Agaricomycetes; Agaricales; Psathyrellaceae. The transcript is spliced from 4 exons.